AUGGAGACAUCCCUUCUUGAGCCACAAGGCGCAGUGGAAGAUUAUGAAUUAGCACUGAGAACCGCCCUUUUGGAGAAAGAGUACCAGGCAACUCUAGGACAUACAGCACAACUCCUCGAUGCCGAAAAGUCUCGCGUAACCAAGGUGGAACAAUUGCUUCUACAGUUUGAGAAUGAAACCCUCCGGUACCAACUAGAUCGGGCCGAUCGGGAGCUUGCGAAUAUGAUGAAGGAGGAGUAUAAGUCUCGCAGCAUACUUGACGGUGCUCGUCAGGAGCUCAAUGAGCUUCGGAAUCAACAGCGCUUCGCUUCGCAAGAGAUAGAACGUCUUCGCAACGAGCUUGCAACGAUUAACAACACCACCGCUGGCUCAAAAGAGCUCCUAGCGGAGAUCAGCCGACUCUCAAAAGACCUAGCGGAUUCACGGGCGGAAAUUGAACGACUCGCAAGUCAAUGCACCUCAACCAAUACCACCAUUGCCGAGAAACAGGCCCUCGAACGCCAAUUGAAUACGUUGGAGGUACAGCGAGAGGAUGAAAAGCGGGCGCACGAGCGUAGCUUGGCCAAACUCUCAAAGCAAGGCGAGGAACUAUAUGCUCUGCGUUCGAGUCUUGAAGAAGCACGUCGACAACUCGUAAAGGAGGUGGAGGCACGAAAAAGCCAGGAGCGCGUAUCUCACCAGCAGAGUCAGAAAGCAUAUGCACAACGCUUGGCGUCGGAGGACGGUUCUGAAACGUUGAAUAAGAAACCACGCCAAGUCCACGAGCAAUCCCAAGCAACGCAGAGUGCUCACUACCGCCAACCUGAAAACAGAAAUGAAGCCGGCAACACCGUACGGUCACGCAUUACUGCAAUCGAACAAUCCAACAGCCGCUUGAACCCCGAACUUACCAUCGCAACUCCUGGGGCUGUCCGUGUUCAAAGCAAGAAACCGAAAGUAUCCGCGCUGCCCGGGGACAAGUCUUCCUUUUCUAUCACGCCAUUUUUGAAUCGGACAACUGGGCUCCGAGAUUCUCUGAGUUCAGAUAAUGAGAGCGAUGAGCUCCACUCGAGCACACCGAUUAUGAAUACUACCAAGGCACCCGGAAAGACGAAAAAGAACGAGAUUCAAGUACAAGAUCGCGAUGGCUCAGUCUCGGAGCGCCCUUCUACCGAAAGCAAACAGCACCUUGAGCAAACCUCUUCAGAAGUCAAGGUGGCGAAAGAAGGCCAACGCAAACCGGCAGAUGUUCCGAAGAUUGACGACCGCUCAGAUGGCUCUAGCAUUCUAUCUACCCAUCUGACUCUCGCGCAAGCCAAGACGCGGAAACGUAAAUUAGGAGCUCAGCGUGAUAGGAGUAUAUUUGAUGAUGACGACGACGAGGAGGACGACGACUUUAAGGGGAUGAGGAAACAGGGCCGUAAACUGGCUGGCCCAGGACGCAAUGUGGGAGUCCAAUCUUCUGCUAUGAAGGCCGGUCCCUUGUCACUUGGACGUGGAUUCGGUGGGUUUUCGGAAUUCUCUCCAUUGAAGAAAGACAGGAAACGGUUGUAG
Aspergillus terreus NIH2624 is the source of this 1533-nucleotide messenger RNA. RefSeq lists its product as uncharacterized. The coding region runs from base 1 to 1533 and encodes 510 amino acids. The transcript is spliced from 3 exons. The record is from RefSeq and is a predicted model, not a curated record. Lineage: Eukaryota; Fungi; Ascomycota; Eurotiomycetes; Eurotiales; Aspergillaceae.